Guillardia theta CCMP2712 is the source of this 1471-nucleotide messenger RNA. RefSeq lists its product as hypothetical. Lineage: Eukaryota; Cryptophyceae; Pyrenomonadales; Geminigeraceae. Bases 10 to 1389 code for a protein of 459 amino acids. Gene Ontology annotation, molecular function: zinc ion binding; aminopeptidase activity. The record is from RefSeq and is a predicted model, not a curated record. The transcript has 2 exons. Gene Ontology annotation, biological process: proteolysis.
GAAGCCGCGAUGGACGCAGCCAAGUCACUCGGUCUCUUCCUACGCGCGUCGCCGACGCCCUACCAGAUGGUGGAGACAGCAUCGAACAUGCUUGUGCGAGCAGGCUUCAAGAGACUGCCAGAGGACGACGUGUGGAAGCUUCAAGGACAAGCUGCGGCCCCGGGCAAGUACUUCUACAUCAGGGCCGCCAGUACCAUCGUGGCCUUUGCAGUGAGCGCAGCCAUGGAGAAGGGAAGUGGAUACAAGAUUGUCGGAGCCCACACAGACAGCCCUGUACUGAAGGUCAAGCCUGUGUCGAAGAAGAAUGCGUCUGGAUACAUGCAGCUUGGAGUCGAAUGCUACGGAGGUGGACUUUGGCAUACUUGGCUCGACAGGGAGUUGUCCUUGGCAGGGUGUGCGAUUGUGGAGGAGAAUGGAGUGUACAGGAGGAAGCUUGUCCACAUGAAGAGGCCUGUCCUCCGCAUUCCCAGUUUGUGCAUUCAUCUGCAGACUGCCGAUGAGCGAGCAAAGCUCGAUCUCAACAAGGAGACCCACCUCGUACCUAUCCUUGCCAUGGUGAAUGAGGAGUUGAACAAGACCUCGGCGGAGGGAGCAGACUCCCGCCAUGCUCCAGAACUGCUGUCGGCUCUUGCGGAGGAGCUUGGUUGCACGGCAGCAGCCAUCAAGGAUCUUGACCUGACCCUGUAUGACACUCAACCUGAACAGAUCUGGGGCCUCAAGAACGAGUUCCUCAGCUCUCCCAGGCUGGACAAUCAGGCCCACUGCUUCACCGCCUUGGAGGCCCUGGUCAGUUACACCAGCAGUCCCGAGUUCAACAAAGAUCCUUACGUGUCCGCCGUCGUUUGCUUCGACCACGAGGAGGUUGGCUCCACCAGUGCGCAUGGCGCUGGUAGCCCGAUCAUCAAGGAGCUGGUCGAGCGCGUGAACAACUGGUAUCACUCGGAACACUUAGUGGAGCACAACAAGAUUGCCCUUCAGAAAUCCUUUAUAAUCUCAGCUGACGUGGCUCAUGCCGUGCACCCCAACUAUGCCAGCAAGCACGAGUCCAACCAUGGGCCCCUGCUCAACAAGGGAACUGUGAUCAAGACGAACACCAACCAGCGGUAUGCCACUAGCGUCACCACCGGCUUCGUCAUCAGAGAGCUCGCAAGGCGUGCGGGGAUCAACGUGCAGGAGUUCGUGGUGCGGAACGACUGUCCUUGCGGAAGCACUAUCGGGCCGAUCGUUGCGGCUAGCACUGGAAUCAGCACCGUUGAUGUUGGGAUUCCGUCUUUGAGCAUGCACAGCAUCAGGGAAACCAUCGGAGUCCACGAUGUUGAGAACAGCAUCAAGCUGUUCAGCUCCUUCUUCGUCAACUACAACGACAUCAUUGGAAACUGUGAGUUCUGAAGGAGAGAAUGUUGGGUGACCAACAAAGGUCACGUAGAAUCAUCUGAUGGUGAGAAGAGAGUUGUUGUUAUGAACAUCUGUC